This is a messenger RNA of Scedosporium apiospermum, 1710 nucleotides long. RefSeq lists its product as uncharacterized. The transcript has 3 exons. Gene Ontology annotation, cellular component: mitochondrion; nucleus. Gene Ontology annotation, molecular function: single-stranded DNA 5'-3' DNA exonuclease activity. The record is from RefSeq and is a predicted model, not a curated record. Lineage: Eukaryota; Fungi; Ascomycota; Sordariomycetes; Microascales; Microascaceae. Gene Ontology annotation, biological process: interstrand cross-link repair. Bases 1 to 1710 code for a protein of 569 amino acids.
AUGGCCACUCUUGUCCCUCCCACUUUCGAUGAUUACUACGACCUAUCGUCUGAGGAGGAAGCGCUUCUCACUGAUCUCGCUUCCAAGAUUGUCCCAGCUCCCGCACCCGCACCCGCACCCGCUCGAGAGUCCUCGACAACAACUAGCACCAUAUCUAAAGGCGACACCUCGGCGGGUUCCGUGAUAGCUGGUAAUCAUGUCACGCAGCGCUAUGGGCCGACCAAUGCAUCUGCGGCUAACACAGCUCCGGCGGCCGUUGGGUAUCUGCCGACACCGUCUUCCGCUCCCCAACCAGGUUCCCAGACCCAGACAGAAAGCGUCGUAUACCCGGAUUUGAGCCGCGCUCUGUCUGCAUUGCCACCCGAAACGACGGAGAAGACCGCGGAGGUCGAGAAGAGCGAAGAUUCGGAUGUUGAAGAGAUCGAUGCCUCAUCGUUCUUCAAGGAUGAGCGCUCGCCGCUUGUGCGAUUCCGUACGUUUCCGAAAAAGCCAUUCUCGGUCACGGAUUUGACAUCAGGCGGAGCAUGGUGUGAAUUGCAAUACUAUUAUACCCUUACGAGACUGCCAUAUGGGAGGAAGACCAAGACGGCCAUCAUGAGGGAGGGGUCUAAGGUGCAUAAGAAACUCGAGGAUCAGGUGCACACGACUGUCCGAGUUGACGUCGAUACCAAAGAAGAUCUGUUUGGUCUCAAAUUGUGGAAUUUCAUCCAAGGCCUCAGGACACUGAGGGACACUGGACUUACCAGAGAGUUGGAAGUUUGGGGAAUGGUCGACGGCCAUCUUUGCACAGGAAUAGUCGACAGCCUCAGCUACACCUGCCCCGACGCCGAUUUCGAAGAAGAAGUUCUUUCUAGUAGCCAAGAGGCACGUGGUGGAAAGAGCGACAGCAAUCCUUCACUCUUAGUUUAUCUCUGUGAUGUAAAGACCAGAGGAAAGCCAUGGCCGCCGAAGGGAGCGGCACUUUUGCGACCGACGAAGAUUCAGCUUUUCCUCUACCACCGUUUCCUGUCAGAAAUGAUCAAAGGAAACCUCGACUUUUUCCGAGUUUUUCGACGUCUCGAUAUAGACCCAGAUGAACCCUUCUCGGAUGAAUUCAUCGCGCAGGUGGGCGAUCUACACGACGAAGUGUUUUACGAUGCAGAUGCCAAGAGCUCGCAGGAGAAGGACGGUGAUAUCACGUCCGAUUUCGUCAAAUAUCGCACCCUUCGCGAGCUCCUUCCUUUAAUAAAGGAGGAGCUCCAACUUACCUUCCCCAACGGCGUCAACUCCCUCGGGAAACUUCUCUCUGUAGACUACCGCUUCAGGGAUGAUGGCAGCAUUAUAGGGAGCUACACAUUCCCUAUGGAUGAUGGGGCGCUCAAUCUUCAGAUUGCGUCGGAUAUGCAGUGGUGGAAGGGCGAAAGGGGGCCACGCGGAGUUGACAUCGAAGACGGGUUCAAGUGCCAGAGGUGCGAAUUUUCAGACGACUGUUCGUGGAGGACGAAGAUGGAUAAUAAAAGGGUCAGGAAGGCAAAGGAGAAGAUUAAGAAUGGUGGAGGGGGAAACUUUGAGCUCGGCUCUCUGGAAGCUGAGGCGCAGCUGAGCUCAUCAAUUGAUAAUCUCCCGGCUUGGCGAGCGCUGGCCUCGGAGCACGACAGUGACGACACUCAGCCCCGCGAGCUGAGGAAAUUUCGUUUGACACAAUAUCUCCGCGAGAUCGGCGAGGAUUGA